Molecule: messenger RNA, 1029 nt
Organism: Penicillium argentinense
Lineage: Eukaryota; Fungi; Ascomycota; Eurotiomycetes; Eurotiales; Aspergillaceae
Exons: 1
Coding region: 1-1029 (342 amino acids)
Source: RefSeq, a predicted model, not a curated record
AUGGAUGCUAGCACACUCCCCGAUUUCCACAUCCUCCCAUACCUCAAAGCAAGAGAACCUCUUCCUUCCAAUUACGAAAAGGAUGUACUCUCGUCGACAUUGGACGAAUCUCUCACCCUCAACGCCACCUCCUCAUGGACGUACUGCGGUCCCUUAUUGACCCUGGACCAAGACCACCUCCCAUCCUCCUUCCACACCUGGGCCGAAGCCACCGUCAGUGGUUCCUUGCUGACCCCUCUCUUCUCGUUUUUGACCUUUGUGCACGAAUUCCUCGAGACCAACAACCUCGCUCACUACUGGCUGACGGUGCGAGCUACCAAGGGGUCAAAUGAAUACGACAUUCCCCGAUGGCACACUGACGAUCUAUUCUUCUCGCCGCUCGCAGCAGCCAUCCCACCACACCGUCGUCGGUCUCUACGAUCGCCAUUCCGGAAAAGCAUCAAUAUUUCCAGGCAAAUCCAUCCCACCCACCAAAAGCGAGCCAGUAAAGAGCUUGCCUCAAUAUUCGAUACGACCGCGCCAACACAAACACCAACCUCUCCCGCCCAAAUCCUCACCCCCAACCCAACCCCAACAAACUGGAAACUUACCACCACCUUGCUGGGCCCAGGAACCCUCUUCAUACCCCAAAAGACUAGCCCCGCCGCCCGCGACAUCCAACGGAGCACCCGACUCGCCGUCCGAAAAGCAAACCCAGAUCACAUCUGUCUCUCCGUUCGCUGUGUCGGCUGUGCAUCAGCCGCAGAGUCGGUGAGGACCCGGCUAGCAGCCGAGCUAGAGCCACAUGGCGUCGUACAAGCGCAAUCGGGCGAGUGUGUCUUUUUCCGUGUCGGCGAGGAGAAAGGCGCCGUGCAUUCGGAACCGCGGUCUCAUGGAGAUCGCAUCUUUGUGAAUGUUGUGCCGGGCGACGAGGGCGAUUUAAAGUGUUUGAUGGCCAAGUGGGGGAUGGAGUAUCCACGGGCUUGGUGCGUGGGGUUACCUUUUCAGAUGGCUGAGGAGGUGCUUUGGAGGAAUGUCGGUGAGGUCUGA